UACUUAAUCCCUAAUUCUCUGCCUUCCAUCGCUUCCCCAAUUCAGCAGACUGCUGCUCUUGCGAGACGAAGACGACAACCGCCGAGUUCCGACGACGAAGCUGCUGUCGACGACACCGGAAACUCCGCGGCUCCUCCCCGGUCUCCGCCUCCGCCCCUGCCUACGACGAAGUUGCUGACUCUGAACUUAGCCUCCCCUGUGAACCAAGGUGCAUUUUUUGUUGCUUCAGGUUUCAUUUUGGCAAAGUCAGUCAUGAAUUUCACAACACUGUUUAGGAGGUUGAAUAUCAGAGAGUUGGUAUCUAAUGCACCUGUAUACAGUUAUGGUAGCGAUGCAUCUGGGGAGGGAUUGAGCUUAGUACUCCGGCGCUGGGCUACUAAAAAGACAGCGGGAUCCACAAAAAAUGGACGUGACUCAAAGCCCAAGAAUCUUGGAGUGAAGAAAUUCGGUGGAGAGAGGGUGAUCCCGGGAAAUAUCAUUGUUCGUCAAAGAGGAACCCGAUUUCAUCCCGGGGAUUAUGUUGGAAUUGGUAAAGAUCACACCCUUUAUGCUUUAAAAGAAGGGUGUGUCAAGUUUGAGCGUAACAAGCUGACUGGACGUAAGUGGGUGCAUGUUGAGCCCAAAGAUGGUCAUGUUCUUCACCCGAUAUAUUCUACUGCUGCAGAUCCUGAGCUGAAGACUGCUACUUAGAUUUUGCUUCUUCCUAUUUCAAAUCACUUACUUACAUCUACUUUUCUGGAACUAUGGAGUGACCAUCUAUAAGUCUCAUCGUGUUUGAAUUCUUGUUUCCGUUUAUUCAAGGCGCUAGAUACACUUUCUGUACUUCGCCUCUUUAUGGCAGACAUUUUUGUUGUUAGUAAUAAUAGUCAUCUUUUCUCUUUGGUUGCUAUAUUUUGUAAUUCUGACUAAUGUAGCAAUGGUUGAUUUGAGUUCUACUGUGCAAAAAUGGAUUUGUAAAAGGAUGCAGUUUUGCAUUUGAGAGCUA
This is a messenger RNA of Ipomoea triloba (trilobed morning glory), 985 nucleotides long. RefSeq names its product 50S ribosomal protein L27-like. Lineage: Eukaryota; Viridiplantae; Streptophyta; Magnoliopsida; Solanales; Convolvulaceae. The record is from RefSeq and is a predicted model, not a curated record. Gene Ontology annotation, molecular function: structural constituent of ribosome. Gene Ontology annotation, cellular component: ribosome. Gene Ontology annotation, biological process: translation. The transcript has 4 exons. Bases 253 to 690 code for a protein of 145 amino acids.